GACCCAGCUCUUUGUAGAGGAGCCAGAGCGGGCGGUGUUGCUAGCGGCUGCCAUUUUGGUUAGAACUAGUUUGCGUUAUUAACAGGCUGUUGUGGCACUCCGAAAGAGGGCAACUAUAUUCUAACAAAAUGCUGUCUGCAGCCCAGUUACUCGAUGAGUUAAUGGGCCGAGACAGAAAUCUGGCCCCUGAUGAGAAGCGGUCUAAUGUGCGAUGGGACGAUGAGUGUGUCUGUCGAUACUAUCUAUGCGGCUUUUGUCCAGCUGAGCUUUUUACAAACACACGCUCUGAUUUGGGACCUUGUGAAAAAAUCCAUGAUGAAAAUCUAAGAAAACUAUAUGAGAAAAGCUCUCGGUUUAUGAAGGAAGGCUAUGAGCGAGACUUCCUGCGGUAUCUACAGUCCCUCCUUGCAGAAGUAGAACGGCGGAUUCGAAGAGGACAUGCUCGUCUUGCACUUUCCCAAGCUCAACAAAAUGCGGGGGGCCCAGGUCCAUCUGGAAAGAAUGAAGAGAAAGUUCAAGUUCUAACAGAGAAGAUAGAAGACCUCGUUGUACAGAUUGAGGAACUGGGUUCAGAAGGACGUGUUGAGGAGGCUCAGGGAAUGAUGAAGCUUGUGGAGCAGCUGAAAGAGGAGAGGGAGCUGUUAAGCUCCACCCCCUCGACCAUAGAGAGUUUUGCUGCUCAGGAGAAGCAGAUGGAGGUGUGUGAGGUGUGUGGGGCCUUCCUCAUCGUGGGUGACGCACAAUCCCGAGUGGAUGACCACUUAAUGGGCAAACAGCAUAUGGGCUACGCUAAGAUCAAAUCUACCGUAGAGGAGCUAAAGGAAAAACUCCGUCGCCGCUCUGAGGAUCCUCAAGUUGAAAGCCCUGCUCUCAAACGGGACAGAGAAGAGCGAGAGCGCGAGAGGGAGGAGAGAGAGAAGAAGCGCAAAGAGGAGGAAGAGAAGGAGAAGGAACGGGAAAAGGAGAAGGAACGUGAGCGGGAGAGAGAACGAGACAGAGAGCGGGAGCGUGAGAGGGAGCGGGACAGAGAACGAGAGCGGGACCGGGAGAGGAGGGCGAGGCGAAGCCACUCCAACAGCCGGCACUCCAGCCGGGCGUCUGAAAAGAAACGCAGCAGAUCCCGUGACCGCCGGAGGUCAAGGAGCAGAGACCGGGAUAGGGAACGCAAGCGCAGCAGGAGCCGCGACAGAGAGAGGAGGCGCAGUCGUGAGCGCUCCGACAGAAAACGUCGCUCCCGAAGUCGCGACAGGAGGAGGUCUCGCAGCACAGAGCGAAAGUCUCACCGUCACCGCAGCCGAAGUCGCUCCCGCAGCAGGGACAGAGAAAGAGACAGGGACAAGGAUAGAGAAAGAACCCGAGACAAAGGGAGGGAGAAAGACAAAGAACGGUCACCAAAAGAAAAAGACCGUAAGGCGACAGAGGAGAAGAGCAGCUCUAAAAAAGAAAGCGAUUCAGCCACCAUUAAGGCUUCGUCAGAGCCGGAACCGAUGCAGACCGAGGCUGCCGCCUCCUCCCCUCUGCUUAACGGCCAGCAAGAGCUCCUCCAAUCUGAAGGUGACACUCAGUCCAAUUAAAACUGAUCUGAUAGGACCUCAGAUCAGGCUCAGGUAAGUGCGCCCUCCUCUUCACUCCCCCUGGCUCUCGCCCUACCCUCUCACACUCUGUCCCCUUUCCUUCAACCCUCCCACCUCCCUUCACCCUCCCUUUCUGUCCCUCCGUUUCCCACCCUGUUAAUGUUCAGUUCAAUGCCUAUGAUUUUUGUCAAAUGUACUGUAUGCAAAUAUCUUUAUCCUGUUUUUGAUUAGUGCAUCGUAAGUAUGCACUGAAGAUGAAGGACUAGGCCCGAUGAAUGAGAAGAAAAUAGAAAACAUUCACACAAAGCCAAGAGGGAAAGACCAGUGUAGCCCUGAGCAAACAUGCCCAGAGGUACCCCUCGUUUUGUAUCAGUUUUUGAUCCUUACAGAUGUUUCAUUUCACUCUGUGGAAGAAUUAACAGAACCAAAAUUUCUUUAGCUGUAUAUACAUGUUUUUUACUUUUAUGAAAUUAUUUUCUUACUUUGAAACAGGAGAACGUAGUAAUUGCUGUUUUUUUCUAUCCAGGGAUGUUAAGUUUUAUCUUGGGAAUUUGCCCAACACGUGUAAACACAAAGUUUUCUUACUAAAGGUGUUGGCGAAGAUCAACUCAUGGAUUUAUUCUCCAGCUUACUGUGCCUGAUAAUGCCAUGCACUGUGUUUUUCUUUGGGGAGGGGGUUUAUAGCACCUGGGGAGGGGGUGGGGGAAUACUAAGGACACUAACUGGAGGUGUAGGGUUUAUCGGAUGAAUUGCAGCUGACUUCUAUACCUCACACAGCGUUGGUGUUGUGAGCGAGACCACAUGAGAAAAAGGGCAAAUUAAAAAUCUUGGAUACUCUCUGACUGUCAAACUGUGCAGGUACUCACCCCAGGUACUCCUUUCUCUACCCACAUCCAUUUCUGAAUGCUGUUGCCUGUCUGAAAAACAAGUAGUUACUUCUUUA
Messenger RNA from Cyprinodon variegatus (sheepshead minnow), 2517 nucleotides. It is a transcript of the gene luc7l3, whose product is annotated as LUC7-like 3 pre-mRNA splicing factor. Gene Ontology annotation, biological process: mRNA splice site recognition. Gene Ontology annotation, molecular function: mRNA binding. The transcript has 10 exons. The record is from RefSeq and is a predicted model, not a curated record. The coding region runs from base 129 to 1574 and encodes 481 amino acids. Gene Ontology annotation, cellular component: U2-type prespliceosome; U1 snRNP. NCBI's taxonomy places the organism in Eukaryota, Metazoa, Chordata, Actinopteri, Cyprinodontiformes, Cyprinodontidae.